GCCAGGAGCCAUGCUGACGUUAUUCCUGGUGGCAGCGCUGGCCGUGGUGCUUGUUAUGCUCUACAGGGAGCUCCUCGCAUGGCCUAAAAACUUCCCGCCCGGCCCUUGCCGGCUGCCGGUGUGGGGCAGCUACUGGUGGCUGGUUCUCACGGACUGCCGCCGCAUCCCCCAGGCGCUGCGCCGGCUGAGCGCCGACUACCGCACCACCACUCUGGGGCUAUUCCUGGGGCCGUUCCCGGCCGUCUACGUCACAGACGAGGCCUCCAUCCGGCAGCUGCUCUCCAGGCCUGAGUUCCAGGGCCGCCAGAACAACGUACUCUCCGAGACGCGCACCUUCAACAGGAACCUCGGCGUGUCGUUGGCGAACGAGCCUGCGUGGCGGCGCCACCGGCGCUUCUCGCUGAGCCAGCUGCGGGACCUGGGCUUUGGCAGGCGCUUCCAGCCGCUGGAGCUGGAGACCGCCGCGGAGGUCAGCGACCUGCUCGACCUGAUGGCGGGCCGCCGACACGACCAGAGCGUACGGAGACCGUGCGACGGCGCCGUGCUGUUCCCGGACGCGACGUACCGCUGCUUCGCCGCCGUCACGUGGUCCCUGUUCGCCGGGACGCGCCCCGGCCGCGCGGCCGACCGCCAGCUCCUCCUGCUGGGCCGCCGCGGCCGGCAGAGCGUUCUGGCCACCGACGCCACCGGGAACACCAUCAUACAGACGCCCUGGCUACGCCACCUGUCGCCAGGCCAGUUUGGGCUCGCGGAUUUCGUCCAAGGACACAAUGCACUCACCGACUACGUCAAGCAAACUUUUGAUGAACAGUUGGCUACCUAUUCGGAACACCACACGCGUCAUUUCCUUGACGUCUGCAUAAAGGAAAUGAAGAAGGACUCCGCGGACCAAGGCUUACCCUUCGACAUUGACCAGGUGAUCGCCACGGGGACGGACCUGCUGCUCCCGUCGCUGACGGUGACCACCACCGCUCUGGCAGAGGCCGUGCGCUGCCUGGUGCUGCACCCAGAGGUGCAAACCAAGGUGCAUCUCGAGAUUGACAGCGUGGUGGGCAGAGGGAGGCUUCCCACGCUGGAAGACCGCCCAAAUCUACCAUAUUUUGAAGCUACCAUACGUGAAGUGCUCCGCAGAAAGACCGCUGUGCCUCUCAGUGUUGCCCAUGCAUCUAUGGCAGAGGCAACUCUCAAUGGGUACACUCUUCCAAAAGGCACAAUUCUGCUGCCAGGUCUCGAAGCUUUCCACAUGAAUCCAGAAGUGUGGGGAGAUCCAGAAAACUUCAGACCUGAGAGAUUCCUUGAUGAAACAGGCAAGCUUUUGCCAGACAGGACACUGCCAUUUGGAGGAGGUCGGCGAGAAUGCUUCGGGAAGACCUAUGCUCGCAACAGUUUGUUUCUUUUCCUUGGGGGAAUGCUGCAGUCCUUUAUACUGCAACAGCCACAGAGCGAAAAGCCCCUCACACUUGACGGCUUGUGUGAGUACGGAAUUGUGACUACACCAGACAGUUUCUGGAUAAAUGCGGUGCAGCGACCAGAAGUACCCAGUAAAAACUGACUGUGAGGCAGUAGUCAAUAUGGACACUGCUGAAGCUGUAUUUGAAAGACCAUUAUUGUUUCUCAUAAGACUGUUUCUUAAAUGUGCUCAUUUGUGACAAAUCGGCCAGGCAAAACAGCACAGUGGCAAAGUGAUCACUACUAUAUGGGAAUAAUUUCAGAGAUUCUCUCCAUGGUCUGCAAACGGCAGAUAUAAAAUACUGCUCUCCAUGAGAUCCAUGCCUUAUGAAGUGUUGUUAUUGUGAAUAUUUUUUUUUCAAUUAUAUGAGAAAUUACGUGGAGGAAAAUUAUGAAACUUAUUUGAAUGAAUCUCAAUCAAAUUUUAUGAAUACCCAUCUUAUGUUCACAUGUACUCACAGAUUAUUUCUCCCCUAGCGUAUUAUGCUCAGGUGCACUAAGCUAAUGAUUAGACUACAAAAUUUAUUCAUAUACUGCUGGCCCAGAAUACUUCCAGAAAUGGAAGGUAGGAGACGAGACACUGGCAGAAGUAAAGCUGUGAGGACCAGGCGUGAGUCGUGCUUCAGUAGCUCAGAUGGUAGAGUACUUUCCCUCGAAAGACAAAGGUCCCGAGUUCGAGUCUCGGUCGAGCACACAGUUUUAAUCUGCCAGGAAGUUCACU
Schistocerca gregaria is the source of this 2170-nucleotide messenger RNA. RefSeq names its product probable cytochrome P450 304a1. Gene Ontology annotation, molecular function: heme binding; oxidoreductase activity, acting on paired donors, with incorporation or reduction of molecular oxygen; monooxygenase activity. The transcript is spliced from 9 exons. Lineage: Eukaryota; Metazoa; Arthropoda; Insecta; Orthoptera; Acrididae. Bases 11 to 1552 code for a protein of 513 amino acids. The record is from RefSeq and is a predicted model, not a curated record.